This is a messenger RNA of Paraglomus occultum, 1200 nucleotides long. NCBI's taxonomy places the organism in Eukaryota, Fungi, Glomeromycota, Glomeromycetes, Paraglomerales, Paraglomeraceae. The record is from the annotation of a GenBank genome assembly.
AUGGCGCUGAAUGCAAGGUCGCAAGACCGAUACUCCGUCGCGGAAGAAGUUAUUUUCACUGGAAAUUUGAACGUCACUAGCGAUUUAAUUUUGAUAAGCGGUCAUUUAAUAUCGAUUCUUUGUUCUUUUCAGAUAGCCCAAACGACCGACACGAUUUCAAAGAGCCAUGGAAUGGCUGAAAUGAUUGAGAUGUCACUCGUACAUUAUCCUGAUGCGAGCAUUCGGUCCACGAUUAUUUUUGUUUCACUUAGAGAUUACAAGCACUUCGGAGACGUGAUCGGGCACGUGGGAAGAGAUCCUAUUCUCUUAGUAUCAGCAGAGACAGCAGCUAUCAGACAGAAAUUGCGUUUUAACGCAAAGUUUGCGAAAAUUGUCAAGAUUACGGCAGUACUCUUCGCGGCCACCGAUGAAUAUCGUGUUGUGCCACGUACUUCCAGACGACUGUCCGAUGAAGAUCGCCUUGAAGAUGGUCUUCCACCUCGUAAUACUUACGAGACCGCUGAUAUCGCCAGCGUCUUCUCUUUACUCAUAAAUAUGGAACUCCCAGAUACCAUGUAUAAUGAAGCUAUAGAUCCUUGCGCCGAAGAGUGGAUUUUUGAUUGCGUGUUCCCAAGGUAUUCUCUCAUUUGGUUUCCCAACAGAGCGUCGCCACCCAGUUCGAUAAAACUUCCCCCUAUGCUCCCGGUUGAAUUAGGAGAAGGAAUUUAUAAGCCGAGAGGCCUUACCAAGUGCAUGAAAAACUUGAGUGAAAAAAUUUACAACUUCAGGUUGCUGGAAGACGGAACUCCCAAGGUAGGGAUCGACAGUUCGUCAAACUUAAUCACCCCACCCGGUAUGAGACUUGAAUUGGAUUAUCUAUAUUUUAACGAUGCAGAAUAUGUUCUUUCGACUGACAAUAAAGUCGCUGAAGACGAAACUCCCGAGACGCUUUACUACGACAAGCAGAUAGCAAACAACUUUAAUCCCGAGUCCUCGACCCGGAACAAGAUUGGAUAUGAGGACAUUAUAAAGGAUACGAGCGACAAUGUCAUCCAAAUUGCGAUAUUAACGCUGUAUCCACGACUGGGUCGAACACUCCAAAAUGCUGUUGGGUUACUAAUUGAUUACGAGGCACGGUCUAUGCCCACUCAAAUGGCUUUGUCAAACUUGCACGCAAAAAGGUUAGAGUUGAUAUGGAUAGUUACGGCAAACGAGAGUUGA